ACCCGUGGUGCUCCAGCUUUCCGACUCCUGAAGAGACACGGGCGCCUGUCAUCCGUUAACCACCCGAGCAUCUCUGGCAUCCAAACGCAGUUUCUAACCAGAACAGUCAUUGGACUCAUCGUUUAAGUGGUAUACAAUGCCACAAGGCUUCUUUGCCGUCACAUCGACCGAUAUUGUAAAACUUUAAAUGCUCUUGUUAUGGCUAUCUGAACGGUUCUUGCGGCAGUUAUAAGUGCUAACUGAAGCGUAUAUGAAACAUUUUGGCUGACAUCUCUCGGAGUCAUCUCUCUUUAAAAAAUGAUCGGGGAUUGUGAGACUUCCAUGUCGGCGAUGCUGCUUUCCAUCUUAAUCGAUACCUGAGACCAGGGGUCAAGAGUUAAGAAUUUGCAUUUGGCGUGGAUCGUUUGCAGAUCAUUAAAACAGAUCAAACUUUUAUCACAUAUGACACGGAUUAUUAAAGAUGAGACGCUUAUUUUGACUAUCACAGUGGGAUAAAGUACAGCGCAUCAUCACCGCACCUUCAGGAUGUUCCGGCGAGGCUGUGGUCUGGAGUUUCUCCUGGUGCUGUGUGGUUUAGAGUUGACCCAGGCGUGUCCCCGUCACUGCAUCUGCUACGACUCUCCCAGCACGGUGAGCUGCCAGGCUCACAACUUCCUGGUGGUUCCAGAGGAAAUCCCGGCCCAGAGCGAGCGCGUCUUUCUGCAAAACAACAAGAUCCAGCGUCUGCUACAGGGCCAUUUCAGCCCCACCACAGUCAUGCUUUGGCUCUACUCCAACAAUAUCUCAUACAUCCAGCCCUCCACAUUCAUGGGCUUCACCCGCCUGGAGGAGCUCGAUCUGGGGGACAACAAACACCUCCGCUCUCUGGCUUCUGACACUUUUCAGGGCCUGACCCGACUCCAUGCUCUGCACCUCUACCACUGUGGCCUAAUCACUCUGCCUGCUGGCUUGUUUGAGGGGCUGCACAACCUGCAGUAUCUCUAUUUACAGAACAACCAGCUGGAGUUUCUUGAGGAUGACAUGUUCAUUGAUCUUCUGAAUCUGAGCCAUUUAUUUCUGCAUGGAAAUCGGCUGUGGAGCCUCCACCAGAACACUUUCCGUGGCCUGGGGGUCCUCGAUCGUUUACUGCUCCAUCAAAACCGACUCCAGUGGAUACACAAACAAGCUUUCCAUGACCUGCGCCGCCUGACGACUCUCUACCUGUUUAACAACUCCUUACCUGAACUUCCAGCUGAAAGCUUGGCUCAGCUGCCGGCACUGGAGUACCUGCGUCUCAACGACAACCCUUGGGAGUGUGACUGCAAGGCCGUGCCACUCUGGGAUUGGCUGCGGCGCUUCCGUGGCUCCACCUCCUCGUUAAUAUGCGUGGCUCCACCGGAGCUGGCGGGCAAGGAUCUGAAACGGUUGACAAAAGAAGAGCUGCCUUCCUGUACGGGCUCGGAGUCGCUCCACCAGAGCAAAUCCAGUCAGGGGGAUGUGGGGGUGUCGCUGAAGAAAGAUCAUCAUCAUCGAUCGCGCAAUCAUCAUCAUCAUCAUCCUCACCUGCCACAUCAAGAUCAAUACUACCCCACCUCCCCAUUGCCGCUCCCUCGACCACCCAAAUCGGGACGCAACAGGAACUGCACAAGGCAUCGAAGCCGCAAGGGAAAUGCUCAGAAUGAGGUGUAUACCCUAAAGGAGUUAGCCAACAAGGAAUCGGACCCGUCAAAACCGAGACGAAAGAACAAAUGCAUCCCACGGACUUCUGUGGGUCCCCCUAGUGGCGUGCAAAGAGUGAACAGCAGGGCAGCGCCCCUCUUGGCACCUUGUUUCAUCAUCACUCUUUGCUUAUUGGUGUGUCUCACUGCCCUUAUUUUCCGCUGAGCCUCGUGGAAGCCU
Messenger RNA from Sinocyclocheilus grahami, 1878 nucleotides. RefSeq names its product reticulon-4 receptor-like 1. The transcript has 3 exons. Gene Ontology annotation, cellular component: plasma membrane. Gene Ontology annotation, molecular function: protein binding. The record is from RefSeq and is a predicted model, not a curated record. Lineage: Eukaryota; Metazoa; Chordata; Actinopteri; Cypriniformes; Cyprinidae. The coding region runs from base 526 to 1863 and encodes 445 amino acids.